AUGGUUAUAGAUCCUGCCGCCAUGAGGAUAACAAAAGAGGAACUUGCAAUAAUAAUGGAAAGGAUAACAACUCAAUCUGUUUGGUUUAAUAUGGUUUUUAAGAAAUCUUCAUCAAAAUCCAAUAAUAAUGGUAGUAAAAAAAAUUGGAUAAUUUUUCUAGUAGAAUUUUGUCAAACAUUGUCAGAAGCAGAAGUUGUUGGAUUAGCUCAAUCAUCCAUUUCAAAUAUUUUGGCUAUUCCUUAUCCAGAUUAUUCUCAUUAUGAAAAAAUCAAAUAA
This is a messenger RNA of Entrophospora candida, 276 nucleotides long. The record is from the annotation of a GenBank genome assembly. Lineage: Eukaryota; Fungi; Glomeromycota; Glomeromycetes; Entrophosporales; Entrophosporaceae.